GAGCUUGUAGCAGCGAGACGAUGGCCAAGGGAGCGAAGGCGGAGGACGCGCCCGCCGCGAGCGCCGAGGUGCUGAGCGUCCCCAUCCUGGAGACCGUCAAGGCCGCGCAGCUGCAGAACGGCCUGCGCCACCGCGACUUCCAGCGCUACCGCCAGUACUGCACGCGCCGGCUGCGGCGCAUCCGCAAGUCGGUCAAGUUCACGCACGGCAAGGGCAAGCAGUUCGUGAACAAGAAGGUGGACGCCGAGUCGGCCACCGAGAACCGCCUGCUGUACCUGCCGCUGUACAAUGCCGAGCGCGCGUGGGGCUACGCCAUGCAGCUCAAGGAGGACGACAACCUGGACAAGUCGGAGAACGGCGACGACGCCAACUCGCGCAUCAAGUUCCACCUGAACGGCCGCCUGCGCAAGGCCGCGGACUGGAGCCAGCGCCUGGCCGAGAUCUGCGCCGUCCGCGCGGACGCGCGCACGAGUCUCGAGGCGGAGGCGUACGCCGCGUACAUGGCCGGCAACCUGGCCUUCCACCGCGAGGAGCACGUGGCGGCGCUUGAGAAGUUCAACACGGCGCGCCGCAUCUACUCGGACCUGUCGCAGGUGGGCACGUCCUCGCAGAAGGAGCUGUUCUCGCGCUCGGCCGACGAGCUGCAGCCGUUCAUCCGCUUCUGCGAGCACAGGUUGGCGCUGCAGGGACGCUCGGCCAGCUCGGCGGAGACGUCGUCGUUGGAGCUCCAGUCGAGCGGAGAUGGCGCGAACAAUGCGCUGCUGCAGUCCAAGAUCGACUUGGUGUUGCUUGAGGCGCGCAAGCAGAAGGUGGCAAACCUCGGAUCCGUGGAGUGGAAGCAGCAGCAGCUAACGGUGCCCACGCAGGAGCUGGGUAUGGCGGUGGUUCGCACUGAUGAGCUUGCUGCCAAGCUGGAGGCUGCGCGCGAUGAUAAGGCCCGUGAAGCGCGCUUCCUGGAGCUGCUGAGUGCGUACGACGCUCUUCUGCAGGCUUUGAAGAACGCGACGCUGAAGCUGGAGCAGCAGGCGAAGAGCGGCAGUGCGCUGGUGCACUCUGACUUGGAGCUGCUGGCUGCACUGGAGGAGUACACGCGCUUCAGGAAGCUGACCAAGCAGGUGGAGCGCCAGGCUGCAGUGUACCACACGCUCAAGCAGCGCUUCUCGGCGCAGCAGGCCGGCGAGCUCACGCAUAUUCUAGACAUGCUCGUGCAGACUGUGGGCGACAUUCUGUCCAUCCCUGGGCUUCGUGAACAGGAGCAGCGCCGUGCCGCCCAGUACAGCGCCUAUCAUGCUGUGUUCCGCGCGUGCCGUGCGUCCACCGUUGCGCAGACCUAUCUCCUUCAGAACAAGUUUGCCGAGGCGUUGGGUCUGUACCAGUACGCGUCGACCUUCCUCACCGAAGCAGAGGAGAUUCUGGCCGCGCAGCCUGCGGCCAAGGACGACUUGCUGCAGGAGUUCACGCGUGAGCUGCAUGAAGAGCUCGCGGGUGCUUUGAGUCGUACGACGGCGCAGAGCUUCCUCGAAUCCUCAACGCGGGCCGAUGCCAUGCGUAUCGAGCUGGAGCAGCUCUCAUUGGCGACUGAGGAUGGUAAGAAGAGCAAGAAGGACGCGAAGAAGCGCAAGAAACGCCAGAUCAGCGCGCUGGUGGACCGUCAGGACAAGUUUGAGGCCGGCUCGAUCGAGGGCCAUCGCGAGUUGGUGAAGCUGCCGCCCGAGUUCCGCGCCGUGCCGUGCAAGCCGCUGCUGUUCGACGUGGCGUUCAACGAGCUCGAGUUCCCGGACCUGACGGAGCGCACCAAGACAGACGAGGAGAAGGCCGCGGAGGCUGCUGCGGCAGGUGGCAACGAGUCCGGUGGUGGCGGCUUCUUCGGCUGGUUCCGCAAGUAACCUUAGAGCUGGAAUUGAUCUAGUGGGAAGGCGCUGGUUCUGCAGAGCAGCACAUGUGAGAGGUAUGAACAGCGUCGUAGGUCGACAAAAGAGGUGUGAACGCGCUUUUUUUUCAUACCCGCACGGCAAGAGUAAAACACUUUAGAACAUUAGGAUGUUCCUCUUCUCUUU
This is a messenger RNA of Phytophthora sojae, 2057 nucleotides long. RefSeq lists its product as hypothetical. Gene Ontology annotation, cellular component: signal recognition particle, endoplasmic reticulum targeting. The record is from RefSeq and is a predicted model, not a curated record. The transcript is spliced from 2 exons. Gene Ontology annotation, molecular function: endoplasmic reticulum signal sequence receptor activity; 7S RNA binding; signal recognition particle binding. The coding region runs from base 21 to 1886 and encodes 621 amino acids. Lineage: Eukaryota; Oomycota; Peronosporomycetes; Peronosporales; Peronosporaceae. Gene Ontology annotation, biological process: SRP-dependent cotranslational protein targeting to membrane.